This is a messenger RNA of Xiphophorus hellerii (green swordtail), 6351 nucleotides long. It is a transcript of the gene fbxl4, whose product is annotated as F-box and leucine-rich repeat protein 4. Lineage: Eukaryota; Metazoa; Chordata; Actinopteri; Cyprinodontiformes; Poeciliidae. The record is from RefSeq and is a predicted model, not a curated record. Gene Ontology annotation, molecular function: protein binding. Gene Ontology annotation, biological process: SCF-dependent proteasomal ubiquitin-dependent protein catabolic process. Gene Ontology annotation, cellular component: SCF ubiquitin ligase complex. The coding region runs from base 273 to 2114 and encodes 613 amino acids. The transcript has 9 exons.
GUCCUGCUGGUCACUGAAGGCAACACGAGCUAAGCGACAGGAACGUAUUUAGCGGACUGAAAUAUCCAGCUACAGCUGAUGAAAAGAAGAAGAUACAUUCCCAUGAAUGGACAUAUCGAUCUUCGUUUGCCGUCAUGCAUGCAGCCGGGCCGCUAGCUUGCGUUUUGUCCGUCCCCUGCCCUCGAGACAAUGCGCUACCCGUAGCCAGAGGCUCUUCCUUCGUCUAGCCUCCGUCUUUCCCCCCUCUGCCCCCGCCGCUCCCAGAGUUCCCUAUGUUAACCCUCUUGAGCAUGUUUUACUAUAUAUGUCUGCGGCGGCGCUCCAGGAGCGGGACUCGAGGCGAGGCACUGACCAGCCGGCGUGCCGUGGAGUCGGGCCAGCGGGCGGUGCUGCCGGUCAGUGUGGUGGUGGAGCAGUACGCCAUGGAGGUUCUGGACUUCAGCUCCCACUAUGGCAGUGAGAACAGCAUGUCCUACACCAUGUGGAACCUGGCCGGGAUCCCCAACGUUUACCCCAGCUCGGGGGACUUCACGCAGACGGCCGUGUUCAGAGCCUACGGGAAGUGGUGGGAACAGUGCGCCAGCACUCCCUUAGCGUUCCGCCGGACCCCCGACGGCUUCUACAGUCAGGAUUACAUCGAGCUGGGCUUUGAGAAGCCCGUCUACCCCACGGCGGUGGAGGUGUUUGAGACUUAUUAUCCUGGAGCCAUCGUCCAAAUCCUGGCCUGCUCCCACAACCCGUUCUCCCAACGCCCGCCUACUGAUGUCAGGUGGGAGGUGUUGUGGUCAGGAAAGCCCACCAAAGCGCUGACCCCACAGUCUCGACGGUUCUCCCCGAAAAUCAAGCACAUCAACUUCCCCACCAAUCUGCUCCGCCUGGAGGUCAACAGCUCCCUGCUGGAGUACUACACCGAGCUGGACGCCGUCAUCCUCCGCGGGGUGAAGGAGAGGCCCAUGCUCGCACUUUAUAAGAUGCCUCUUAUCGACAUAAGCGACUUGAGCGACAGCGAGGACGAGAUGCCUGACGGCGGCGGUCCUUUCAGACCAGGAGGAGACGGCAAGCAGCAGAGGACGGCCAACGGCUACUUUGACAAACUGCCAUAUGAGCUCAUCCAGCUGAUUCUGAGCCACCUGACCCUGCCUGACCUCUGCCGUCUGGCCCAGACCUGCAAGCUGCUGCACCAGCACUGCUGCGACCCGCUGCAGUACACCCAGCUGAGCCUGCAGCCGUACUGGGCCCGGCUGAGUGACGCCUCCCUGGGACACCUGCAGAGCCGCUGCACCCUCCUCCAGAGGCUCAACCUGUCUUGGACGGGCAGCCGCGGCGCUCUCACCCUGACGGGCUUCAGCAGUUUCAUGAAGGCCCGCGGCCUCAGCCUGGUGUGUCUGGAGUUGUCGUGUUGUCACUUCCUGAAUGAGCCGUGUCUUGAGGUCAUCGCCCAGGCCUGCCCCAAACUGCAGGAGCUCAACUUGUCGUCGUGCGACCGCCUCCACCCGCAGGCCUUCACGCACAUCUCCAAACUCUCACUCCUCCGCAGGCUGGUGCUCUACCGCACCAAGAUAGAGCAAACAGCCAUCCUCAGCAUCCUGACCUUCUGCCCUGAGAUCAGACAUCUCAACCUGGGGAGUUGUGUGAGGAUUGAGGACUAUGAUGUGGUUGCCAGCAUGCUGGCCACUCGUUGCCGUUCCCUGUGCUCUCUGGACCUGUGGCGCUGCAGGAACCUGACGGACCGAGGCCUGGCCGAGCUCGUUACCGGCUGCAGGACGUUGGAGGAGUUGGACCUGGGCUGGUGUCCCACCCUGCAGAGCAGCACCGGCUGCUUCCAACAGCUUGCCCGCAGCCUGCCCCGACUGAGGAAGCUCUUCCUCACCGCCAACCGCACCGUCUGCGACUCGGACAUAGAGGAGCUGGCCGCGGGCUGCCCGGCGCUGCAGCACCUCGACAUACUGGGAACACGGUUGGUGAGCGCCGCGUCUCUCAAGAAGCUCCUCCAGUCGUGUCCUCGGCUUGUCCUGCUGGACGUCUCCUUCUGCUCACAGGUGGACACCCGGGCGGUCCAGGAACUCUCUAGCCUCUUCCCCGGCGUGGCCAUCAAGAAAAGUUUUACUCAGUGAACCCACGCCGGCCGAGAGGCGUCACGACCGGCGAGAGGUUCGGUUCACCAGCGGGUUCUGGCUCCGCGACGGGUCCGAGUCACGCUGAACACCGGGAGGAGCUAACGUCCUCGUAGGGGUCGGACGUCGUCAGAGAGAUUCUUGGGACUUUGACUGAACGGACAAGCAGCCGGCCUUCAGACUGUACGACAUGACAAACCUUCUUUGUUAUUUCGCGCCGCGCUCCUAAUCAGGGUUGUUGAGCUCUUCUCUUAAUCUGACACUCAACGUCUAGUUUUUUUUUGUUUUUUUUUUGUAUCGCCAAACACCAAAAGGACGAGAAACUCGGAGCGACGAGCAGCACGAGAAAGAAGCGACAUCCGUGCAUCGUGCUGCUUGCUUAGGUGAACAAAACCUGUUAAAAACAACUUCUUUUGUUUCAAUCACAGUAACACAACCCAGGUGUUUCUUUUUAGUGCCUUGUCAGAAUGAUCGGGUACAAAUGUUCUCAGUUUCACAGCGUACCACUCCUGGUUGCUGCGAUGGUUUUCAGAAUAACCAGGAAUUGUGUUUUAAGCAGUUGUUUGUUUGUAGAAAACAAACAAAAAAACUGGCAUAAUUUAUGUUCAUUUGUGAAAUAAAGACAAAAAUGUUGAGGUCCUCAAAAAAAGCACCUUGUUUCUUGUAUUUAGAAGCAGACUUAGGCAACAGUUUGUUAGUUUAUUUAUUGCUUAUGCCCCUUUUCUCCUUUAAAAAAAAAUAAAUUUAUGUAAUUUACUGAAAAUCAACUUAGAAUUUUAUUAUCAAGUACUUGCACUUACCUGUUCCUCAUUUGGACCACAGCGAGAUGUUAUCGGCCUUUUAGUUAAACCCUAGCAGGAGGCAAACGAAUAAUAAUAAUAGUAAUGGGGCGUGCUGUGGUGGCGCAGGGGGUUAGCACGCCUCACGUUUGGACGUGGACGUCGCGGGUUCGACUCCCGGUCCCGACGGGACGCAUGUCAAAGUUGUUAAACUUUGUCAAAGUUGUCAAAGUUGUUAAACUUUGACAUGCGGCAAAGGUCCCGCAUGUCUUCCUCCCUCUUCUCACCCCCCCCCCUUCCUGUCUGCCUACUGUCGAAAAAAUACGGGCCACUAGCGCCGCAAAAACUCUUCGGAGAAAAAAAAAAAAGUAAUAUUAAUGAUAAUAACAAUGAUAAUAAUAAUAAAACAGGAUUGGUGUGUUUUAAGCUGAGAACAUGCAGCAUAUGAGCGUCUUUCUGCUAACGUCCAUCAUAGUCGGGGUCACACUUCCUGCUUCUGUGUUGCCUCAGGCUGAAAGAUUGAAAUCAGAGGGAGAGAGAUCGCUGCAGAUUCAUUUAGGAUUUUAUGCUGAAAAAAAGAAACAAUCAGCGACCUUGUUGCUCAUUGGAUGAAAUGCUAUGGAAAAGUAUUUGCCCCCUUAUAGAUUUCCCGUCUUUCCUUGAUUUCUUUUUCUUCUUCUUCAGACCAUUAGACAAACGUUAAUAUCAAAUAACUGGAGUAAAUAGAAAGCCAGUCUUAUUUGUGUGAGCCUUUUCGCUGAUUCCAGCAGUGAUCCUUUUUUACGUCAACGUGGAGAAAUUUCGGAUUCUGACAAAAACAAAACCAUCAAAUUUUUUUGGUUUGUUUUUGAAAACAUUCAGAGGUGGACUUAGUAAGAUUUGGUCAUGUUUUCAGGCAGAAAGACGAGUCUGUCAUGUUGCAGCAAAGGUCGUCAAGGUCCUGGAGCAGCAAACAGACCCACAGCAUCAUACUGCUGCUACCAUGUCUGACGGUUCGAAGUCAGAAUAUUUCCUAAAUUCACUGGGAUUUUAUGUUACAUGAGACCAUGUUGUUUUGAAUAGCUUCACUUAAUGAAUUAAUGAAAUUCUUAUUUACAACAGUAACAUUUAUUUGAUGAUGAUGGCGGGGGUUGGGGGGUAAAGUGACAGAAAAACAAAAAAAAAACAAACAAAAGAAAAGUGAACAAGUCUGCAGGGGGGCAAAUACUGAUAGAAAAGAACAUGAUCAAACUUGCUCUAUGUAUUUUUUUCUUUUAAAAUGUAAAACUCAAGCAGAGUUGAAAAAUCCACUGGCAUCAAUUUGAAAGUUAAACUGGUUGGAAGUAAAAGUGGUAGAGAAAGAACACAAACAUAAAGCUGUUGAUUUAAAUGGAAUCUUCUUGGUUCAACCAAACGAUCAGAUUUUAAAAUUUUUUUUUUGCUGUUUUCCGCUACCGUUAUACCAUUACAAUACAGAUUCAGACCUUCAGGCGGGCCUUGUUUGGUGCUCCUUUUUCUACCGCGUCCUUUUCCUUCCAUUAAACUUUCCGUGUACGUACGUGGAUUUCAGACUCUCUGAAUAUUUAGCUUCUUCAGCAGGGGCGAUUUCAAACCCACCCCACCCCCCCAUUCAAGAAUUCAUCACCGAUAACGUUUCCUGGUGAUGUCAUUAAAAUGAAGGUCAUGGUUGUGAAGGAGCCCUGCCCUUUUAAACCAAGGACAGUUUGUCAACGUGUAUCAAACUCAGGGCUUAUCCAUUCUGUACAUAGCAAAAUGUACUUUAGCAUCAUAUUGUUGUUGUUGUUUUUUUUUAAUAAUGCAAGUUACUUUACAAUCAAAGGACAGCUGUACUGUAACUUACAGUAGACCGAGUCAGCUUUAACAACAACAGUCACUAAUGUAACCGAGGGAGCAGAAAUGUAUGUUGAUGUUGUUUAGAAAACUCAGCCGAUUAUUUAUUUCAGUGACUGAAACUUUGGGAGAGUCAGCUUGAGAAGUGGUUUUAUUCCCCCCACUCUUUUCUUUUCAGUAAGAAAACUUGAACUUUUCUUCGAAGGACCUGCUAGUCGUAAAUAUCUGUGCCUUAUCGUCCCGUUUGAAUGUUGCGUGGUUGAGUUUAGAUUGUCGCUCUGAAGCCCCUCCAGCCAAAGGAAUUCACAGUGUCCUGGGCGGGGUCCGAGCGCUCCCAGCGCCAUGCAUCAGCCAUGAAAAUUAAUAUGCAAAAAUGACAUUUAUUUAUACUUUCCUGUGCGGUGCGCAGUCCAGCUGAGUUCACUCUGUAAACACUGCUGGCUACAUUUGUCGUUAAAGAUGUGCAAAAAGCCUUCGAAUAAGUUCUGCGUUGAUUUGGUUGAAUAUUUUUUUAUCUGUAUCAGGUUAAAAACACGUUUUCAAUUCAUUGAUAGACGAUUGUAUCCAUAAUACUUUGCACUCUAUCAAGAUCAUUGUGGCUUUUGGAGGAGAAACAUCGGAGAUCCAACGCCGUGCUUAACUUUGGGAAGGAUUUUUCAGAUCUUUGUUUUAUGGAUUGUCUGCUGCUGUGCUGCUGAAACAUCCAGAAAGUCCUUUUUUUUUUCUUGCCUCUCUCCCAGACAACUGGUUUGCAUACAGAUAACAUCCGUAUACCUGAAAAUUGUACUAAAGAGUAGCACUACUACAUAUUUUUACUCACGUAAAAGUAAAAAAAAAAAAAAGGUAGUCGACCAAGAAAUGACUUGAAAAAGACUGAAAAAAAAAAUUCAAGUGAUCAAAAUGUUUAAUAUUUGAAAAUGAUGAAGUUAAGGUGUCAGCAGCCGGGUGUUCUCUCUGGGUACUCCGGCUUCCUUCAACAGUCUGUAAGGUUGAGUUGGUUGUUUGUCCUGUGUGCCUCUGUGUUGCCCUGGCAACCUGGCAUUGACCAGUAACCACCAGAGCAAACGACCUCCACCUGCAGAUCGAUGCCAAUAAAUAUGUUUUUUUUUAAUCAUUCCCCCAUCAUUGAAUAAAUGUACUAAAAUUAAAUACUGGAUCUGAAAAAAAAAGUGAAUUUAUUUUAAGGCUUUUUACACCUGACUCCCACUUCCGGUUCCGGUGUUAAGGUUUUCCCUUCUUCUGUACCUUUAAAGUAAGCAGAAGAAGAACCAACUCAGUUCUUGUCCUGGUAAAACUUUUUGUCCAACAGUUAACGAUAUUUUUCCCAGGUUUAUUAGGGUGGUUGGUUGAAAACCUCACAUUUAACCUUUACAGGUGAAGUCAGUUAUUUUGAUAACUUUUUUCCCCCUUCAUUUAAUACCCCCCAAACUCAAGUGUAUCAUUUCAAGUAGAUGUGAAUUAAAGUAUCCCUGUAAGAACACAUUGGAUGUCUACAGUGUACAGCUAAUGACCACCAUUCACCCUCUCAUGUCACGUGUGAUCAACAUUUGCACCGUGCGUGGUGGUUGUGGAAGAAGGUUGUGUGCUUCACCGGCUCGAUGGUUUGAAUAAACUGGAGAGCUGUUGAC